AUGAUGAGCAGGGAGUGGGAUGGCUGGCGAGCGCCCAACAUGGCAGUCUGUCGUAGGAUGCCGGCGCGGUUCCACGAGCUACCGGGACCCAUCGUCCUCUACCAGCCGUCCGAGCUCACGGGGAAGGUGGUGCCUGGGUGGGGCGGUUAUAAUGGCGCUAACCACGCAUACACGAAGUACAUUGCCAACAUCCCGCCUAUCGCCCCCGACAACAUAGGCGAUCUCACCGAAGCUUUGAAUGACCUCUGCCUCAAUGAAAAAUGCUACAAACAACCGCCGGCGUCCUACCUGUGCCACCUCUGCUUCAGCAAGGGGCACUACAUCAAGGACUGCCCCAUGGCUGGAGGAUCGCCGAGCACAUUUGACCACAUGGCUUUCGCGAGACCAAAAGGUGAAGGACUUACACCAUACCAAGGGAAGAAAAGAUGUUUUGGCGAAUAUAAAUGCCCUAAAUGUAAAAGGAAGUGGAUGUCAGGAAAUAGUUGGGCGAAUAUGGGUCAGCAAUGCAUUAAGUGUCACAUAAAUGUAUACCCACACAAACAGAGACCAUUGGAAAAACCUGAUGGCUUGGAUGUAUCUGACCAGUCCAAGGUUCAUCCACAACACCUUUGUGAAAAAUGUAAGCAGCUGGGUUUUUAUUGCAGGAGGGAUCACCCUUAUCCCUAAGCUCAUGAAAUUCGGAAAUACCUACCCCUGAAGGAAGCCCUUUCCUUUUGUUUAUUUCUAUCCUUGUGUUUGUGCCAAAAAGUUAAUAUUAUUUAGCGAGUAAAACAAAUGUGAUAAAACUUGCCAAUAUUUCGUUACUUAAAUUAUUUAAUAUAGCAAAAUAUAUAAAUUAAGGUCAUGUAUGUAUAAAAUGUGAAAGAUGUAAAUUUUGACAAUCACAUAUAUGUAUAUAUGGAAUCAAAGUUAUAAGACAUAUUCAUAGAAAGAAUGACAUUGAUAUUAAAAUGAGAAAAUAUAUAAAAAUGUAAAAUUUCUGAAAAAUGUAGCAAUGAAUGAUGAAAAUGAUACAAAACAAUAGGAAUGAAAAAAUAAAACAGUACUUAGUAUCUUUCUUUUUUUUUAUUUUAUGUUUGAUAACUCUGAUCAAGAUAUAGGAUACAAAAUGCAAUUAAAGAACUUAUAGAAAUAAUACUUAAUAAUGAAGCAUAAUUAAAGCACUUAAUGUUGCUUUCACAAAUGUGUAUACUGUUUUACUUUUUCAAUCGCCAAAAGGAACAACUUGUUCAACAUUUAAAUGCUGUAAUAUUUUCAAGUUUUUUCAAAUAUUAUAAUAGGUAUUGGGAAUAUGUUCUUAAAAAAAGAAAAGACAAUUUAAAUUCAGAAAAGAAUUGUAACGAUUAUAUUAGGCAUAAUAAUAUUAACUAGUCCUUUAUAUUUGUUCCCAUCAGUCAGUAUUAUCUAUUUUGUUUUUCAUUUUCCUAUAAUGCGAUAUUAAAUAUUUAUUAAAUACCAUCUGCCAUGGAUGUUAAAAAAUAUAAGAAGUUUUUUUUAAUGUUCUAUCCUGUUAAAAACUAUGAAAUAAAAUUAUUUAUAUGAAAAAUAAUAUACCGCUCAUUAAUUUCCCUUAAAAAAAAUUAAAUUGUUAUGCUUAUUUUCAUUUUCACAAGUGAUUCAGUUUUGUAUGAUUACAGAUCCUCUUCCUGAUUCUAUUAUUUCAUAAUAUGUACUUCUUCAUGAUCAAUUCACAUGAGCUAGAAAAAAUAGACUGUUGAUGAAUGAAAGAAUUAAAUUUUCUUUUGAGACACCUAGUCCCCUUAGAAUAAUAUAAAUGUAUAAUUCCAG
This is a messenger RNA of Nezara viridula (southern green stink bug), 1788 nucleotides long. The record is from the annotation of a GenBank genome assembly. NCBI's taxonomy places the organism in Eukaryota, Metazoa, Arthropoda, Insecta, Hemiptera, Pentatomidae.